Chelonus insularis is the source of this 1737-nucleotide messenger RNA. RefSeq names its product probable cytosolic Fe-S cluster assembly factor AGAP009023. The record is from RefSeq and is a predicted model, not a curated record. Bases 164 to 1615 code for a protein of 483 amino acids. The transcript has 5 exons. NCBI's taxonomy places the organism in Eukaryota, Metazoa, Arthropoda, Insecta, Hymenoptera, Braconidae. Gene Ontology annotation, biological process: iron-sulfur cluster assembly. Gene Ontology annotation, cellular component: cytosolic [4Fe-4S] assembly targeting complex.
UUAAUUACAUUAACAGCUGAAUCUUGGUAAAGUUGUAGUCCAUUUUACCAAUGCAGUUUUCUAUUAUCAAAACAUACGUUUGUACAUAGAUUAUUUCUUGGUUUAAUUGUUCUUUUAUUUUAUUGUAAAUCAUUAAUAUUUUUUAAAGCAAUAAUUAGCAAUAAUGGCAUCAAGAUUUAGUGGAGCUCUUCAAAUAACAAAUUUAGAUGACUUUAUUACACCUUCACAGGAAUGUAUAAAACCUGUUGAUUAUAAAAAAUCUACGACCACAACUGGAGCCAAAAUAAAAAUAAAAGACGAUAAAGAGUAUGUAAAUAUCAAUCAGAAGAUACCAGAAAAAUUAGAAAAGGUUGAAAUAACUCUUGCUGAUUGUCUAGCCUGUAGUGGUUGCAUUACAUCAGCAGAAAGUGUUUUGGUGUCACAACAGAAUCAAGAUGAACUUUUACGUGUUUUUCAUGAAAAAAAGAACCAUGAAAGUUCAAAUGAAAGUGCAAAAUUCAUUGUUGUUAGUCUAUCAGUCCAACCAAUUUUAUCUAUUGCUGAAAGAUAUAACUUAGAUCCUGAAGACACUACUUUAAGGUUGGCUGGAUAUUUUAAAGAACUUGGAGCUGAUAUGGUAUUAGAUAUGACUGUAGCUGAUGAUCUAGCUCUUCUAGAAAGUGCUAAAGAGUUUGUCAAAAGGUAUAAUCAAUCUCAAGAAGGUCAAGAGAAACAAAUACCUAUGUUAGCAUCAGCAUGUCCUGGUUGGAUUUGCUAUGCUGAAAAAACUCAUGGAAAUUUUAUUCUGCCUUACAUCAGUACUACAAAAUCUCCUCAACAAAUAAUGGGAUCUUUAGUUAAAUAUCAUCUGGCAAAGAUGAAAAAUCUCUCUGCUGAAAACAUUUAUCACAUUACGUUAAUGCCAUGCUAUGAUAAAAAACUAGAAGCAUAUAGAGAAGAUUUUCAUAAUCAACUAAUAAAUACUAGGGAUGUUGAUUGUGUUAUAACUUCCAUUGAAUUAGAACAGAUGUUAGAAUAUGAAAAUAAAAAUUUACAAAACAUUGAUCCACAAAAAAUUGAUUAUCCUUUUGGAAUUCUCGAAUUAAACUCUGUAUCAAGAAAUGUUUGGGGACAUGAAGGAUCAGGUUCAGGUGGAUAUGCACAUUUCAUUCUAAACUACGCUGCUAGAAACAUCUUUGGGAUGUCGGAUAUAAAAUUACAAUUCAAAAAUUUAAAGAAUCCUGACUUUAAAGAAGCUGUUCUAGAAAGAAAUGGACAAAUUCUUCUGCAUUUUGCUAUAGCUAAUGGCUUCAGAAAUAUUCAAAAUCUCGUUCAAAAAUUAAAAAGAAACAAAUGUACUUAUCAUUAUGUUGAAAUUAUGGCUUGUCCAGCAGGAUGUUUAAAUGGAGGAGCCCAAAUAAGAUCACAAAAUGGACUUCAAUCGCGUCAACUAGCUUCAACAUUAGAAUCAAAGUAUCAAAAUCUUCCAAUAAUUGAGCCUGAAAGCAACAUUGUUGUAAAAACAUUGUAUGAUAGUUGGCUUGAUGGUGAAGAUUCAGAAAAGGCUUUUAAAUAUCUUUAUACUCAGUAUCAUGAAAUAGAAAAAAUGAAUAUUGCAUUGACAAUGAAAUGGUGAGACAUAGUGUUUUAUUUAUAAUUUAAGCUGUAAAUGGAUCCAUAUUAAUAAUUGAUUUAAUUACAUAGAAUAAAAAUAAACUUUACAAAAAAAUAUAUAAAUAUUUUAAUAACCAUAGAGAU